AGGCAAAGCUUUUUAGUCAUGUUAUCCAUUCCUCUACUCAUCACUGAAACAUAAUCACAUACUGGAGAGAAUGGGAAUUGCCCUUCUCUCAGUUCAAGCACCUCAUUACACCCCACUCCCUCAAUUCCAUUAUACCAACACUACCAAGUCAUGGAGGACCUUCUCUCGCCCCUACCCAUUAGAAUCCAAGUCCACCAUCCUUCUCUGCUCAACCUCCUCAUCCUCAGUUGUAGAAGACACUACUCUUCCACCUGAUGAUUCACUUGCAGCCAAAUCUGAAUCAUCCAUCAAAGAGCCUCCCUUCAGUGCUUGCAAGUCCUGCGGAAGAGAAGAAAUGGAGAAGGGGUGCAAUGGUGAAGGAAGUAUUCAAGGUGGAAUUGCAACAUUUCCAGGAUUUGGUUGGUGGCCGAUAAAGGCUUACAGGCCAUGUCCUGGAUUUUUGGAAUCAGGCGGCCGGUAUCGGCGACAAGGACAAAGCCUGGAUGAAGUUGCCUUUGGAAGAGGGGGGAGAGGAGAGAACUAGCAAUGACAGCAUAGGUGAAGUUCUGAGACCCCCGUAAAAGCUAGGGGAUGUUUGCCUCUUUUUGUACUCCCUUGAAAAUUUGAUUUCCUUGAUUGCACUUAGAGCCUGUAUUCUUGAGCAUUGUUACUUGAA
This is a messenger RNA of Fragaria vesca subsp. vesca, 655 nucleotides long. RefSeq lists its product as uncharacterized. The record is from RefSeq and is a predicted model, not a curated record. The transcript is spliced from 2 exons. Lineage: Eukaryota; Viridiplantae; Streptophyta; Magnoliopsida; Rosales; Rosaceae. Gene Ontology annotation, cellular component: chloroplast. Bases 71 to 523 code for a protein of 150 amino acids.